This is a messenger RNA of Vigna umbellata (rice bean), 777 nucleotides long. The record is from RefSeq and is a predicted model, not a curated record. Lineage: Eukaryota; Viridiplantae; Streptophyta; Magnoliopsida; Fabales; Fabaceae.
AUGUCUACAUUGGAAAAUGCGUUAGAGAAGCUAACUAAGCAUACUUCUAAUUUCAUGAAUGAGACAAAGACUAACUUCAAGAACCAGGAAGCUUCAAUUAGAAAUUUGAAGAACCAAAUUGGUCAACUUUCAGGACAACUCUUAGAGAGAUCUUCUGGAACAUUUCCUAGUGACACCAUACCAAACCCAAGGGAACAAUGUACGGCAAUGCAAUUGAGGAGUGGAAGAGUGUUAGAGAAUGAAAAAAGGAGUGAGAUCAAGAGAGAGAAAAGGAAAAGAUUUGAUGAAACAAUGGAAGAGAGUGAAGAAAAUGAAGUUAAGAGAAAAUGUGAGGAGAAGAAUGAGGAAGAACAAAAAUCAAAAGAGUUGAAGAAACAAGAACAAGCGAAGCAAUUUGCAAGAUUUCUUGAUGUAUUUAAGAAGCUCUACAUUAAUAUUCCAUUUACUGAAGCAUUGGAACAAAUGUCAAGUUAUGCUAAAUUCAUGAAAGACUUGGUGUUAAAGAAAAGGAAGCUUCAAGAAGAUGAAACAAUUAUGCUCACAGAGGAGUGUAGUGCAAUAAUUCAACAAAAAUUGUCUCCCAAGUUAAAGGAUCCAAGAAGCUUUGAAAAUAUAAUGGUGCAUAAGGCAUUGUGUAACCUUGGAGCAAGCAUCAAUUUGAUGUCGUUGUCCAUUUUUAAAAGGCUGGGUAUUGGAGAAGUGAAGCCUACUACGAUAACUCUACAAUUGGCAGACCGUUCAAUGACUUAUCCUUAUGGAUUGUUGAAGAUGUCUUAG